This is a messenger RNA of Oncorhynchus keta (chum salmon), 10456 nucleotides long. Its product is annotated as unconventional myosin-VIIa-like. The record is from RefSeq and is a predicted model, not a curated record. Bases 249 to 6785 code for a protein of 2178 amino acids. The transcript has 49 exons. Gene Ontology annotation, cellular component: myosin complex; cytoskeleton. Lineage: Eukaryota; Metazoa; Chordata; Actinopteri; Salmoniformes; Salmonidae. Gene Ontology annotation, molecular function: cytoskeletal motor activity; ATP binding; protein binding.
CCUCUACAGUGCAGCAGGUGUCUGACCACCCACUAAGAGAGAGAGAGAGAGAUUCAGGAAGCCCCUCUCUUUCUCUGUCCUGCCUUCAUCCAUCCACCCCACUGCAUUCUGUGGACUUGUCUGAGUGAACAUAGACCUGGGACAAUCAUCUGGAACGAGAGAGAGAGGGGUAUAGAAAGAGGACUGUACACAGUGGGUGGACACCUGGAGACGUCUGAUGUCCAGGCAUAAGCUCAGAAACCAGAGUCAUGGUCAUUCUGCAGCAGGGGGACUAUGUGUGGUUGGACCUGAAGGCGGGACGGGAGUUUGUGGUCCCCAUCGGAGCCGUGGUCAAACUCUGUGACUCUGGACAGAUACAGGUUCUGGAUGAUGAGGGAAACGAGCAUUGGAUAUCCCCCCAGAAUGCAACCAACAUUAAGCCCAUGCACCCCACCUCCAUCCAUGGGGUGGAGGACAUGAUUCGUCUGGGAGACCUCAACGAGGCCGGCAUCCUCCGCAACCUGCUUAUACGAUAUACAGAACAUCUUAUAUAUACGUAUACAGGCUCUAUCCUGGUGGCAGUAAACCCCUACCAGGUGCUGCCCAUCUACACAGCUGACCAGAUCCGCCUGUACACCAAUAAGAAGAUAGGAGAGAUGCCUCCACACAUCUUUGCCAUCGCAGACAACUGUUACUUCAACAUGCAGAGGAACAACAGAGACCAGUGCUGUAUCAUCAGUGGUGAGUCUGGAGCAGGGAAGACAGAGAGCACUAAGCUGAUCCUGCAGUUCCUAGCAGCCAUCAGUGGACAACACUCCUGGAUAGAACAACAGGUCCUGGAGGCUAAUCCUAUACUGGAGGCGUUUGGCAAUGCUAAGACGAUCCGUAAUGAUAACUCUAGCCGCUUCGGGAAAUACAUCGACAUCCACUUCAACAAGAGAGGAGCCAUAGAGGGGGCCAAGAUAGAACAGUACCUGCUGGAGAAGUCACGAGUCUGCAGACAGGCUCGUGAUGAGAGGAACUACCAUAUUUUCUACUGUAUGUUGAAGGGCAUGCCUUCAGACCAGAAGAAGAAACUGGGACUAGGGAAAGCCACAGACUACAGCUACCUUACUAUAGGGAAGUGUACUGUGUGUGAUGGUCGUGAUGAUAUGAAGGAGUAUUCAAACAUCCAAUCAGCCAUGAAGGUGUUGAUGUUCUCUGACACUGAGAAUUGGAUGAUCUCCAAACUAUUGGCCUCUAUACUACACAUGGGGAACCUGCGUUAUGAAGCUCGUACCUAUGACAACCUGGAUGCCUGUGAGGUGGUCCGCAGCGUAGACCUGACUUCUGCUGCUACACUGCUGGAGGUGGACUGUAAAGACCUGAUGAACUGUCUGACCAGUAGGACUCUGAUCACUAGAGGAGAAACAGUCUCCACUCCCCUCAGUAUAGAGCAGGCACUGGACGUACGGGACGCCUUCGUCAAGGGGAUCUACGGUCGUCAGUUUGUGUGGAUCGUAGAGAAGAUCAAUGCAGCGAUCUACAAGCCUCCAUCCCACGAGCCCAAAGCCCUCAGACGCUCCAUAGGACUACUAGACAUCUUUGGCUUCGAAAACUUCACCAUCAACAGUUUUGAGCAGCUGUGCAUUAACUUUGCCAACGAGAACCUGCAGCAGUUCUUUGUGAGGCAUGUGUUCAAACUGGAGCAGGAGGAGUACAACCUGGAGCACAUUAACUGGCAACACAUCGAGUUCACAGACAACCAGGACGCCCUGGACAUGAUCGCUAUCAAACCCAUGAACAUCAUCAGCCUCAUAGAUGAGGAGAGCAAGUUCCCCAGGGGUACAGACACUACUAUGUUGAAUAAGUUGAACUCUCAACAUAAAUUGAACACCAACUACAUCCCUCCUAAGAACACUUAUGAGACUCAGUUUGGCAUCCAGCACUUUGCUGGGGUGGUCUACUAUGAGACACGAGGUUUCUUGGAGAAGAACAGAGACACUCUGCACGGUGACAUCAUUCAGCUGGUUCACUCCUCCAGGAACAAGUUCAUCAAGCAGAUCUUCCAGGCCGAUGUUGCCAUGGGGGCGGAGACCAGGAAGCGCUCUCCCACUCUGAGCAGUCAGUUCAAGCGUUCUCUGGAACUGCUGAUGAGGACUCUGAGUGUGUGUCAGCCCUUCUUCGUACGCUGCAUUAAACCCAAUGAGUACAAGAAACCCAUGCUGUUUGACAGGGAGCUGUGUGUUCGUCAGCUGAGGUAUUCAGGCAUGAUGGAGACCAUUCGUAUCCGCAGAGCUGGUUAUCCAAUCAGAUACACCUUUGUUGAGUUUGUGGACCGCUACAGAGUCCUCAUGCCAGGAGUCAAACCUGCCUACAAACAGGAGGACCUGAGGGGAACUUGUCAGCGUAUAGCGGAAGUUGUCCUUGGGAGAGAUGAUGAUUGGCAGAUGGGAAAGACCAAGAUCUUCCUCAAGGACCACCAUGACAUGCUGUUGGAGAUAGAGAGAGACAAGGCCAUCACGGACAAGGUCAUCCUCAUCCAGAAGGUUGUACGAGGCUUCAAGGACAGGUCCAACUUCCUGAAGAUGAGAAAGUCAGCCAUGAUGAUCCAGAAGACGUGGCGAGGAUAUCACUGUCGCAAGAACUAUGGAGCUAUGCGGGCAGGGUUUGCCAGACUCCAGGCGUUGUACCGCUCCAGGCGGCUGUAUGUAACGUACCACGUGGCCAGACAGAGAGUGAUGGGUCUGCAGGCCAGGUGUAGAGGCUGUCUGGUCCGAAGGGCCUUCAGACACCGCCUAUGGGCCGUCAUCACCAUCCAGGCUCACACACGGGGCAUGAUCGCACGACGCCUCUACAAGAGACUGAAGGGAGAGUAUCGGAGGAGGUUGGAGGCAGAGAAGCUGCGUCUGGCUGAGGAGGAGAAACUGAGGAACCAGAUGAGCGCUAAGAAGGCCAAGGUUGAAGCAGAGCGUAACCACCAGGAGAGACUGGCCCAGCUAGUGAAGGAGGAUGCGGAGAGAGAGAAGAGAGAAAGGGAGGAGGUGCGGAGGAAGAAGGAGAUGGUGGAGCAGAUGGAGAAAGCCAGACAUGAGCCGGUGAACGACUCUGACAUGGUGGAUAAGAUGUUUGGCUUCCUGGGGACAACAAACUCCUUCCCUGGCCAGGAGGGUGCGCCACCAGCUGGGUUUGAGGACUUGGAACGUGCCCAGAAGGAGCUUGAGGAGGAGGAUUUAGAUGAUGUUCUUCCUCUCCCUGAGGAUGAGGAAGAUGACCUGUCGGAGUAUAAAUUCGCCAAGUUCGCUGCCACCUAUUUCCAGGGCACCACAACACACACCUACGUCCGACGGCCACUUAAACAACCGCUGCUGUUCCAUGAAGACGAGGGCGACCAGCUGGCAGCAUUGGCGGUAUGGAUCACGGUGCUGAGGUUCAUGGGAGAUCUCCCAGAGCCCAAGUAUCAUACGGCCAUCACUGACGGCUCGGAGAAGAUCCCUGUGAUGACCAAGAUCUACGAGACGCUGGGCAAGAAAACCUACAAGAGAGAACUACAGGCCCUGCAGGGGGAGGGAGAGACCCCCCAUUCAGACAGCAACAAGAAGAACAGUGUCCGACACAAACUAGUGUCCCUCACCCUGAAGAAGAAGUCCAAGAUUACUGAGGAGGUGACCAAGCGCCUGAACGACGGAGAGAUUAGUCUCCAUGGCAACAGCAUGUUAGAGGACCGGCCCACCUCUAACCUGGAGAAACUCCACUUCAUCAUCGGCAACGGAAUACUACGACCUGCCCUGAGGGAUGAGAUCUACUGCCAGAUCUGUAAGCAGUUGAACCAGAAUCCUUCUAAGAGCAGUCACGCCCGCGGCUGGAUCCUCAUCUCUCUGUGUGUCGGCUGCUUCGCUCCCUCUGAGAAGUUUGUCAAGUACCUCCGUAACUACAUCCACGGUGGUCCUCCUGGCUACGCCCCCUACUGCGAGGAGAGACUCAGACGCACGUUUGUUAACGGCACCAGAACACAACCCCCGUCCUGGCUGGAGCUACAGGCCACUAAGUCUAAAAAGCCCAUCAUGUUGCCAGUAACCUUUAUGGAUGGGACCACUAAGACAUUGUUGACAGACUCAGCUACUACAGCCAUGGAGCUGUGUAACGCCCUGGCAGACAAGAUCAGCCUCAGAGACCGCUUUGGAUUCUCUCUCUAUAUCGCCCUGUUUGACAAGGUGUCCUCCCUAGGCAGUGGAAAGGACCAUGUGAUGGACGCAGUGUCCCAGUGUGAGCAGUAUGCCAAGGAGCAGGGUGCCCAGGAGAGAAACGCCCCCUGGAGACUGUUCUACAGGAAGGAGAUAUUCACCCCCUGGCACAACCCUGCAGACGACGCUGUGGCCACCAACCUCAUCUACCAACAGACUGUACGGGGGGUAAAGUUUGGAGAGUACCGCUGUGACAGGGAUGACCUAGCAGAGUUAGCCAGUCAGCAGUAUUAUGUGGACUAUGGUUCUGAGAUCCUGACAGAGCGUCUGUUGAGCCUGAUCCCAUCCUACAUCCCCGACCGAGAGGUCAGCUCCUCCCGGAGCGUGGAGAAAUGGGCCCACGUCAUCAUGGCUGCCCAUAAAAAGGGCAUCUACACCCAGCAGAGGUUUGACCCCCAGAAGGUGAAGGAGGAAGUGGUGGACUUCGCUCGCUACAAAUGGCCGCUCCUCUUCUCACGCUUUUAUGAGGCCUUCAAGCUCUCAGGUCCAAGUCUGCCUAAGAAUGAUGUCAUUGUGGCGGUGAACUGGACAGGGGUGUACUUUGUGGACGAACAGGAGCAGGUGCUGCUAGAACUCUCUUUCCCAGAGAUCACUGCAGUCUCCAGCAGCAGAGGUGGUAAACUGCAGGGGCAGAGCUUUACGUUGGCGACCAUAAAGGGCGAUGAGUUUACGUUCACGUCGACCAACUCUGAGGACAUCAGAGACCUUGUGGUAACGUUCCUAGAGGGCCUUAGGAACCGGUCCAAGUACGUGGUGGCUCUGCAGGACAACACCAAUUCUGGUGGGGAGGAGUCUACGUUCCUGUCGUUCCAAAAGGGAGACCUGAUUCUAUUGGACCAAGAGACAGGUCAGCAGGUCAUGACCUCAGGCUGGGCCCAUGGGGUCAAUGAACGGACCAAUCAAAAAGGAGAUUUCCCUGCUGAUGCCGUCUACGUCCUGCCCACUGUUACCAGACCUCAGGCUGACGUAGUGGCAUUGAUUACCAUGACACCAGACCAGAGACAGGAGACAGUGCGUUCAUCUCUGCUGGUUUUGCCGGAGACUGGAGAGGAGAGGGUUAAACCUUACACACUGGAAGAGUUCAGCUAUGACCACUUCAGACCUCCUCCCAAACACACUCUGAGCAGGGUGAUGAUCACUAAGAACAGAGGGAAGGCCUCAAUGUGGAGCUGCACCAGAGAGCCUAUCAAACAGCCCCUACUGAAGAAGGUCCUCAGCCACGAAGACCUGUCACAGGACGCCUGUAUGGUCUUCAUAGCUAUGAUGAAGUAUAUGGGGGACUACCCGUCUAAGCGGACACGUUCGGUUAACGAGCUGACAGACCAGAUCUUUGAAGGAGCUCUGAAGGCCGAACCUCUAAAAGAUGAGAUUUUCUGUCAGAUCCUCAAACAACUCACAGACAACCACGUCAAGUACAGUGAGGAGAAGGGCUGGGAGUUGCUGUGGCUGUGUACAGGUCUGCUCCCACCUAGCAACAUGCUGCUGCCUCAUGUCCAGCGUUUCCUUCAGUCCAGGAAACACCACCCUCUGGCUCAGGACUGUAUGACACGACUACAGAAGGCCCUACGGAAUGGCUCGAGGAAGUACCCUCCCCACCUAGUGGAGGUAGAGGCAAUCCAACAUAAGACCACCCAGAUCUUCCACAAAGUCUAUUUCCCUGACGAUACUGAUGAGGCAUUUGAGGUGGAGUCCAGCACCAAGGCUAAAGACUUCUGUUUGGCGAUCUCUGCUCGCCUGCUGCUCAAAUCACCCGAAGGAUUCAGCUUGUUCGUAAAGAUCUCCGACAAGGUGAUAAGUGUACCAGAGGGAGAUUUCUUCUUUGACUUUGUCAGACACCUCACAGACUGGAUCAAGAAGGCCCGGCCCUCUAAAGAUGGUAUCGUACCGUCUCUGACCUACCAGGUGUUCUUCAUGAAGAAGCUGUGGACCAACACUGUUCCUGGUAAAGACUCCUUCGCUGACUCCAUCUUCCACUACUACCAGGAACUGCCUAAGUAUCUCCGUGGUUACCAUAAGUGUAGUCGUGACGAGGUGUUCCAGCUGGGAGCGUUGAUCUACAGGGUGAAGUACGAAGAUGACAAGUCACACUUCCCCUCAAUACCCAAGAUACUCCGGGAGCUGGUGCCGCAGGACCUGAUUCGCCAGCUCUCCCCAGAUGACUGGAAACGGUCUGUAGUAGCUUAUUUCAAUAAGCAGGCUGGUAAGUCCAGGGAAGAGGCCAAACUCCACUUCCUGAAGAUCAUCUUCAAAUGGGCCACGUUCGGAUCCGCCUUCUUCGAAGUCAAGCAAACCACAGAGCCCAACUUCCCAGAGAUCCUCCUGAUUGCUAUCAACAAGCAUGGAGUCAGCCUUAUAGACCCAAAGACCAAGGACAUCCUGACCACCCACCCAUUCACUAAGAUCUCCAACUGGAGCAGCGGUAACACCUACUUCCACAUCACCAUCGGCAACCUGGUCAGGGGUAGCAAGCUGCUAUGUGAGACCUCACUGGGCUAUAAGAUGGAUGACCUCCUCACUUCUUACAUCAGUCAGAUGUUGACCACCAUGAGCAAACAGAGAACUGGGCGGGGACACAGCAAGUGAACUUCCUAUUGGCAGGAAGCUGCAGAGCUUAUUAGAAUACUGCGACCUGUUGGCCAGCCCUGCAGCUGGGGGCGGAGCUUCUCUAACCAGGUGUGGAGAAUGAGCCGCAGCCCAUCCUCUAGCACUGCCUCCAGCUAUGCCCAUAGCAACGACCUUAGCAACGUCUCUAGCAACAACCCUAGCAACGAUCCUGACGACGAGCCUUCCAGUGAGGAUGACUACCUCUAAGCCCCGCCCCUUUAUCUUCCCAGAGACACACACACACACACACACAUUUCGUUCAAACUGAAGAGUUGGCAGUCUGUUAACAAGGAGACACUUGUUAAUAACCAAUCAUUGGAUGGACAGACUGAAUGGAGAGCCAUGUGAUUGGGUACUUUAGCUAGACAAUUAAGUAGUUACUGAAAAGAAGAAUUAAGUUAUAACUUACUGAGUAAAAUAACCAUAUAAAGCUUUAAUACACAGACCUGGAAGAAAAGAGGUUUGCAUGCUCUUAUUGUAGCUGAAUAGGUUUUCACUGAACUGUCAAUACAUAGGUAUAUUUUUAGUUUUUUUUAAGCCUUAACUGUUUUUUAAUUUUUAUUUAAUGUGUCUUUUAAGCCAGUUGCCUCUGUUUCAGAAGCAGCAUGGUAGUCUAUGUGACAGACCGCUGCAGUUCUGGGCAGUCUGUGGUUUUUUAUAUUAUUCUUGUGUUUGUUUUGUGUCUCUUAUCAUCAGAGUAAAGCUCAUUUAUACAGAGCCUACACAAGUAUGCACCUCAAGCUUUGCAAAGUGGCAGUUCUGCGUACUUGAGUAGCAGAAAUAUGCAAACGGGCAGCCUCGGGAGUGGUGACUCAACACAAUGCAAGAUGUUAUUGUGUUGCCUACUUGCGUAUGGUAUAAUUAGGCUUUAGUUCAGAGGUCUGUCUGUCUGCUGUAAGCCUCGGGUGGACUGGCUGCCCUGGAGUUUUAACAUAGAGCAUUAGUGUUUGACCAGAAAGGAUCAUUAUCUGUAGUUUUUUUGCAGAUCUAUGUGCUGUAGCUCUAUGAGACGUGUUUAACUCAACAAUGGCCUUUGUCAUACUCACUAGAACUAGGGUUGCAAAGUUCCCUACAAUCCUUAGUUGAACCAGGUCUAAACCUGACUCAGCUGGAAAACACCUGAUCCAUGGAUGAUUCUGAGUUCUGUAUGAAGAGUUCUAUACCCUACGUCAAAAUGAUACCCUUUAUAGUGCCCAGGUCAAAAGUAGCGCACUAUAUAGGGAGUCAUUUGGGACGCAAACUAUAGUGGCUUGCGAAAGUAUUCACCCCCUUGGUAUUUUUCAUAUUUUGUUGCCUUACAACCUGGAAUUAAAAUAUAUAUUUUUUGGGGGGUUGCGUCAUUUGAUUUAUACAACAUGCUUACCACUUUGAAGAUGCAAAAUAGUUUUUGGUGAAACAGUCAAGAAACAAGACAAAAAAAAAGAACUUGAGCGUGCAUAACUAUUCACCUCCCCCAUAUUCAAUACUUUGUAGAGUCACCUUUUGCAGCAAUUACAACUGCAAGUCUCUUGGGGUAUGUCUCUAUAAGCUUUACACAUCUAGCCACUGGAAUGUUUGCCCAAAACUGCUCCAGCUCCUUCAGGUUGGAUGGGUUCUGCUGGUGUACAGCAAUCUUAAAGUCAUACCACAGAUACUCAAUUGGAUUGAGGUCUGGGCUUGACUAGGCCAUUCUAAGACAUUUAAAUGUUUCCCCUUAAACCACUCAAGUGUUGCUUUAGCAGAAUGGUUAGGGUCAUUGUCCUGCUGGACGGUGAACCUCCAUCCCAGUCUCAAAUCUCUGGAAGACUGAAACAGGUUUCCCUCAAGAAUUUCCCUGUAUUUAGCACCAUCCAUCAUUCCUUCAAUUCUGACCAGUUUUCCAGUCCCUGCUGAUGAAAAAGAUCCCCACAGCAUGAUGCUGCCACCACCAUACUUCACUGUGGGGAUGGUGUUCUUGGGAUGAUGAGAGGUGUUGGGUUUGCACCUCACAUAGCAUUUUCCUUGAUGGUCAAAAAGCUACAUUUUUGUCUCAUCUGACCAUCUGACCUUCUUCCAUAUAUUUAGGGAGUCUCCCACAUUUGCUUAUUUUUUUCGGGCCACUCUUCCAUAAUAAAGGCCAGCUUUGUGGAGUGUACGGCUUAAAGUGGUCCUAUGGACAGAUACUCCAAUCUCCGCUGUGGAACUUUGCAGCUCCUUCAGGGUUAUCUUUGGUCUCUUUGUUGCCUCUCAGAUUAAUGCCAUCUUUGACUGCUCUGUGCGUUUUGGUGGGUGGCCCUCUCUUGGCAGGUUUGUUGUGGUGUCAUAUUCUUAAAAAAUUUUAAUAAUGGAUUUAAUGAUGCUCCAUGGGAUGUUCAAAGUUUCGGAUAUUUUUUUAUAACCCAACCCUGAUCUGUACUUCUCCACAACUUGGUCCCUGACCUGUUUGGUAAGCUCCUUGCUCUUCAUAGUGCUGCUUGCUUGGUGGUGCCCCUUGCUUGGUGGUUCCCCUUGCUUGGUGGUGCCCCUUGCUUAGUGGUGUUGCAGACUCUGGGGCCUUUCAGAACAGGUGUAUAUAUACGGAGAUCAUGUUAAACUUAUAUUGCAUACAGGUGAACUUUAUCUAGCUAAUUAUGUGACUUCUGAAGGUAAUUGGUUGCACCAGAUCUUAUUUAGGGGCUUCAUAGCAAAGGGGGUGAAUACAUAUGCACAUACCACUUUUCCGUUAAAAAAAAAAAUACAUUUUUGAAGUUAUUUUUUUUAUUUCACUUCACCAAUUUGGACUAUUUUGUGUUUGUCUAUUACAUGAAAUCCAAAUAAAAAUCCAUUUAAAUUACAGGUUGUAAUGCAACAAAAUGGGAAAAACACCAAGGGGGUGAAUACUUUUGCAAGGUACUGUAUGUGUUAGUUGUGUGGUGUUCAGGCAGGAUGCUGAUGUUACUGUCUGUUUCUCCUGUUCUGCACAGAGGAGCAGAACUUCACUCCAGCCCUAACUAACCUGUCUGUCUGCUGUUGAAUUUGUUGGUUUUUGUUUAAGAUUUUUGGUACUUAUUUUAUAUUUACAUUGUGUAAAGUAUCUGUCCAUUUAGUGAAACUAUGGUUUGUAUGAGGAGUGAAUCUAUAGUCCUGAGGGGAUACAGUUUACACUAGCAACACAGAGUUCUGGGUGAAUUUCCACUAUAAAGCUCUACGUGUGGUUUACAACAAAUGGCACCCUAUUCCCUAUAUAGUGCACUACUUUUAACUAGAGCCCCAUGGUCCCUGGUAAAAAAAAAUAAUAAGGCUCUGGGCAAAAUACAUUUACUAUUUAGGGAAUAGGGUGCCAUUUAGGAUGCAAAGUGUCCCCGGUCUGUCUGGGUAAUAUUACUACAGCAUUACUACAGCAGCUGUGUUGCUCUACUGUUUGGACAGAAGACAUGAUGACGGUGGAGCUACGGACAGAGAUGGCGUUAGUAUAGUUUUCCUUGCCCCGCCUCUCCUCUGCACCCCCCAAUGAGGGCCAGGAUCAAAUCAGAAACCGUGCUUGACAUUUAAAGGGAAUUUCCAAUUGAGCAGACAUCUGCAGUAGUUACCUUAAAAUACGAUCUCCGUAAAUGAGGUAGCAUUGCCUUUAACAAUGUUGAUUAGAGCACUCAGAUUGAAUCCCAGCCGAGGUGUCUGUUUUUGUAAAAACAAUAAAGAUGAUUGGACGAGGA